AUGGAUCUCCUUCAAUUUCAUGUGUUUCGCGCCUUUGAAUCGCUGAGUUUGCACGAAGGAAGUACUGUGAAGAUGGUUUGCGGAGCGUUCUACUUACCCAAAGACAAUCCGUUCAGCCCUCGAGGCGAGGACGCUUACUUUGUUUGUGAGGAGAAGCGGGUCAUUGGCGUGGCCGAUGGUGUCGGUGGUUGGGCUAAGAAGGGUGUGGACGCCGGCGAGUAUGCGCGACAACUCAUGUAUAAUGCUUUUUUGGCGGUCAUUAAUCAACAGCCCGUCGACGGAGUUGGGGAUCUAAAAAGCGUUUUAAACGAAGCUUUCUUGAAUACCAAGGCCAAAGGUUCAUCCACAGCUUGCAUUGCAAUGCUCAGUUCUAAGGACAACAUCUUGUAUUCUAUCAAUGUCGGAGACAGUGGGUUUAUGGUUUUCAGGGCCAAUAGGCUUGCGUAUCAGUCGCCGAUUCAACAAUAUAGCUUCAAUUUUCCGUUCCAGUUGGGAAACAGCGAGACAUGUGAUCGGCCAAGUAUAGCUGCAGAGACAAGCGUGCCGGUUGUCCCAGGAGACAUCGUAGUUCUCGGCACUGACGGCCUUUUGGACAAUGUAUUCCCAGAAGAAAUCGAGGAUGUUCUAAAUCGGCAAACUUUGCAAGGUGUAUACGUAAACCCAAGCGAGUUAGCUUUGAGUAUCACAAACUUGGCGUGGAAGAACUCGCUGGACAGAAAUAGAGAAAGCCCGUUCGCAAUAGCGGCUCAGUCUGCAGGGCUCAAACAUGUCGGGGGAAAGAAGGAUGACAUUUCGGUUGUCGUUGCGCACAUUGUACCACAAAAAUUAGUGUAG
Alnus glutinosa is the source of this 834-nucleotide messenger RNA. RefSeq names its product probable protein phosphatase 2C 80. The coding region runs from base 1 to 834 and encodes 277 amino acids. Lineage: Eukaryota; Viridiplantae; Streptophyta; Magnoliopsida; Fagales; Betulaceae. The record is from RefSeq and is a predicted model, not a curated record. The transcript has a single exon.